UGCAGUGAGGGUCCACCUCCGUCUCCUAGUGAUGGCGGCGGUUGUAGGGAAGGCAGAGGCCGGGACUGAGGCGGAGGCGAUGGGCUCUCAGGCGCAGCCGGCCGAGACGCCCAAGCUCUCCGACAUCUUCGAGAACGGCUGGAGGCUGCACGAUGAGGUGGAGAACAGCAACGAGUCGUCCAACUCGGAGGCCUUCCAGCGCAAGGUGCGGCGGGGGAUGGAGCUGCUGGAGCAGGCCACUCGCAUGGUGAACCAGCUGGACCUGUUCAGUCGAAAUGAAGAGUUGGAAGAAAUUGCCACUUCUGACGUUAAGUAUCUGUUGCUGCCUGUGUCUGGAGCUCUUACAAUGAAACUAGGGAAUUCUGCAAAGCGGCUUGAGCAUAUACAGGCCCAAGUCUAUUACAUGGACUUCUUGCAGCGUUGCAAAGAUUAUAACGUUAUGACAUUUGAGUUCCCCCAAACGACGGAAAAUAAAGAAGAAAGUAACAAAGCAAGUGCUGAUCCCAGUAGACCUACUGUUUCAAGUCAAUCCAGUUUAUUCUCCAUGGCAGCAAAAAGACAGGCUAAAAUUGAAAGGUAUAAUAUGAAGAAAGAAACUGAAGCCAAAUUAAAAGAGAUUAAAUCUGUUAUCUGCAGUGGAAAAGCAGACGAUGAGCAGACAAGGAAAUUUUAUCUAUUGAAUUUACAAAAGUGGAUAAGCACAAGUCUGGAAGAGAUUGAGAGCAUAAAUCAAGAAAUACAAAUUUAAAAAGAAUGGAGGGAACUAAACCAGUAAGCUACUCGACCACAAAGACCCCCAAUGCAACCUUUUAUCCUUACUCGGAAUGCAGCUGAAGCCAAGGUGUUUGGUCUUGGUUAUCCAAGCCUUCCAACCAUGACUGUUGAUGAUUGGUAUGAGCAGCAUAAGAAGAAGGGUGCUCUUCCUGAUCAGGGAAUUCCAAGAAGUCAUCCAGUUGAUCAGGAAAAUCGAGAACAGGAAGCUGAAAAUGAUAAUGAGGCGGAUGAUGAGCAGGCCCUGAGAAUUGCACGUGAAAAGGAUGACUGGAAGGAUACACACAGACGCGGAUAUGGCAACAGGCAGAACAUGGGUUAGUUGUUCUACUUGGGCUACAUUUCAAGUUUCACCGCUCAUCCUUGAGCCUUUGAAAGUGUACUGAGAGUUGGAACCUGCACCAAUAUCAAGAUAGAUGUGUCAGCCAUGCAGUGUAUGCCGCUGUCUGUUUGUGAGGUCAUCAUUGGUUUCCGAGUUGUCAACAAUUACAUUGUUGGUAGUGCCUUUUUAACAAAAAAAAAUUUAGUGACCAUAUUAUGAAGCUUAGCUCAAAGCAAAGUGAGGCACUUGUUGCAAAUGCCGUUUAAAACUUGUGGUUUUUUUUGGAGUAUGGUAACGUGAUGAAUAGCAUUGAGAGUGAGAAAAGGUGACUGAAUGCACAAAUGUAUAGUUACCACCAACUGAGUAACAAACAUAAGCAAUUGACUUGGAGUUGCGAUUAUAUAUAAUUACAGUAAAAUUUCUGAAUUUAGUAUUAAGCAGCAUCUGGCAAUCUCAAUCUAAAACUCUUGUAUGUUAUUCCCAUUCUCCAAAUCAGGAGUUCAGAUUCCUUUGCCAACUUUCUUUAAUGUUAGUUAACAAACAAACUGCAAAACGUGAAUUUUUGAGCUGUAUUUAAUCCCUGAAUUAACUAGUUUUUGUCAUCUGAAUUCCUAUAAUCUGUGCGAAUGUUUAGUAUUGUAGAAAAUGUUUUUCCUGCUUCAUAAUCUUUGGUUUAAAAUAAACUGUUUUCCCAUGUUAUGAACUGCAAGUUGCCAAAUAAAGAAAACUGUAAGUC
Pristis pectinata (smalltooth sawfish) is the source of this 1829-nucleotide messenger RNA. It is a transcript of the gene igbp1, whose product is annotated as immunoglobulin (CD79A) binding protein 1. Gene Ontology annotation, cellular component: cytosol. Lineage: Eukaryota; Metazoa; Chordata; Chondrichthyes; Rhinopristiformes; Pristidae. The record is from RefSeq and is a predicted model, not a curated record. Gene Ontology annotation, molecular function: protein phosphatase 2A binding. Gene Ontology annotation, biological process: regulation of signal transduction; regulation of dephosphorylation.